AGGCGGGUUACAAGGGGAGCCCCUCCCCUCCGCGUCGCGCCAGGACAAUUUUCACGCGUUGGGUUUGACCUAGAAAAGCCAGGCCUGCUUCCACUCUCCUUUUAGGGGGCAGUCGAGCUUCCCGAGCGAAGCAUCUCCUUACCUACCACUUCUCCUCUCUUUCUUCACGCGGCGGGUUUUGAGAGGAGAAUCCCCGGAUGCUCUAUCGCCAUGGCCGUCCUCGACGAAUUUCCUGGUAUCCGGGUCACCGUCAAGAUCAAUGGCCAGACCGCUCCUGAACUCGCGGAUCCCAACAUCGCGGAACAAGAGCCCGCUAACCACCCUACUUCAUCUAAAUACAUCGAGUGCAUCAACGGUGCGAAUUUCGCUGUCAGAUUGUGUGUAACCGAUGACUACGACUGGAAACCCCGAGGGCACGCUCUUCGGCUACAGGUCGACGUGGAUGGAAAGUCUAUUAUAUCACACAUAAUCAGGGAGAAGGACCUUUGGCAUGGUGUUUACAAGACGGACGUGAAGGGUCCAAUGACAUAUGACGUCGCGACCAGGCAAUGGAAAGAUGGAAGAUGUAAAUUUUCCGUGGUUCGCACCGUUGAUGACUCGAAGAUAGAUCGAGUCAAGAGAGAUGUGAAAGUCACAAAAAGCCUAGGGCAAAUCCAGGUUUUCGUCUUCCGAUGCAUCUACCUGGGAAGUACGGAUCCGGUACCACAUUAUUAUACUAAUGUAUACACUGGAACGCUCGAGUUCUCCGAGAAGUCUUUGAAGGGCAAAGCCGUGUCUCACGGAAUGUCGCUCUCGUCACUGAAAACGGUCCCCGCGCCUCGUACUUGUUCUGUGAAAGAUUUAGAGGCAGACGGCGGACCAAUUGCGGAGUACCGAUUCCACUACAGGUCUAGAGAUGCUUUGAGACAGGAAAUGAUUAUUCCUCGGACAUCAUCUCCAGGCUUGUCUAUGGCGUCAGGACUGGCUGACAUGCCACGCAUUCAACUAGAAAAACUGGCUCGAGAACGGCUCGAGCAAUUGCAGGCGGGCCGGCGCUUCAAACGAGAGCGCGGUUUAGACGACAAGGAUAGUGUUAUUCCACGACCCGCCAAGAUCUCUCGGUGUUCAGAUUCGCCAAUCGUGAUUGACCUGACAGACGAUUAACUAGAGGAUACAAUUCAGAUUACCUAAUAGCAGACGAAGAUGCGUUUCUUAGUACUACACCGUGACGAAGGGUGUGUCAUGGAAAGGAUAGCAAAGGGUGAUCUCACUGGUGUUCAGUGGGAGAUCAGUUAUGCAAUGAUUCGCAGUUGAUACAGUUGCAGGAGGAUUUCACCGCGAAGGGUUCCUUACAGGGCCCGUAAUAAUGAUCCUAUCCGGAGGAUAGUUAUAAUACGCAUAACCCCUUGUUAUGCUAAUUAAUGACGGGGUUAAAUACCCCUAUAAAUACCUAUAAAAGGAUAUUAUUUAGGGGAAACUCUGUUUUUACUGGCUAAAAAACGCGCUAUGGGUCCCUAAAAAUACGUAUACCUAAUAAAAACGGUAGGAUAAAUAAAGGUUUUCUUAUUUAACGUAUUUCUAUUACCUCCUAAGAUCCUUACGUAUAUUUACUAACGCG
Molecule: messenger RNA, 1597 nt
Organism: Durotheca rogersii
Lineage: Eukaryota; Fungi; Ascomycota; Sordariomycetes; Xylariales; Xylariaceae
Exons: 6
Coding region: 211-1143 (310 amino acids)
Source: RefSeq, a predicted model, not a curated record